Messenger RNA from Saccharomyces mikatae IFO 1815, 1257 nucleotides. It is a transcript of the gene IDP3, whose product is annotated as isocitrate dehydrogenase (NADP(+)) IDP3. Gene Ontology annotation, molecular function: NAD binding; magnesium ion binding; isocitrate dehydrogenase (NADP+) activity. Lineage: Eukaryota; Fungi; Ascomycota; Saccharomycetes; Saccharomycetales; Saccharomycetaceae. The transcript has a single exon. Gene Ontology annotation, cellular component: mitochondrion. The record is from RefSeq and is a predicted model, not a curated record. Gene Ontology annotation, biological process: isocitrate metabolic process. Bases 1 to 1257 code for a protein of 418 amino acids.
AUGAAUAAGAUCAAAGUUGUUAAUCCAAUCGUGGAAAUUGACGGUGAUGAGCAGACAAGAGUUAUUUGGAAACUUAUUAAGGAAAAGUUGAUAUUGCCAUAUUUAAAUGUGGAUUUAAAGUACUAUGACCUUUCAAUCCAAGAACGUGAUAGGACAAAUGAUCAGGUUACAAAGGAUUCAGCUUAUGCCACUUUGAAAUAUGGUGUGGCUGUGAAGUGUGCUACCAUAACACCCGAUGAAGCAAGAAUGAAAGAAUUUAACCUCAAGAAAAUGUGGAAAUCUCCGAAUGGAACAAUUAGAAACAUCCUAGAUGGAACUGUUUUCAGAGAACCUAUCAUUAUUCCAAGCAUACCUCGUCUAGUUCCACACUGGGAGAAACCAAUAAUUAUAGGUCGUCAUGCUUUCGGUGACCAAUAUAGGGCUACUGAUAUCAAGAUCAAUAGAGCAGGCAAAUUAAGGUUACAAUUUAACUCGGAAGAUGGUAAAGAAAACAUUGAUUUAAAGGUUUAUGAUUUUCCUGACAGCGGAGGCAUCGCAAUGGCAAUGUUCAACACAAACAACUCUAUUGAAGGAUUUGCAAAGGCAUCUUUCGAGUUAGCUCUGAAAAGGAAACUGCCGCUAUUUUUUACCACCAAAAACACUAUCUUAAAAAACUAUGAUAACCAAUUCAAACAAAUUUUUGAUGGCUUGUUUAAUGAGAAGUAUAGGGAAAAGUUUCAAGCUUUAGGGAUAAAAUAUGAACAUAGGUUAAUUGAUGAUAUGGUAGCACAAAUGUUGAAAUCAAAAGGUGGGUUUAUUAUUGCCAUGAAGAAUUAUGAUGGUGAUGUUCAAUCCGAUAUUGUGGCACAAGGAUUUGGAUCUCUUGGUUUAAUGACGUCCAUAUUGGUUACACCGGAUGGAAAAACGUUUGAAAGUGAGGCCGCCCACGGUACGGUGACCAGACAUUUUAGACAACACCAAAGGGGUGAAGAGACAUCGACAAAUUCAAUAGCUUCAAUAUUUGCCUGGACGAGGGCAAUCAUACAAAGAGGCAAAUUAGACAAUACAAGUGAUGUUAUAAAAUUUGGAAACACACUAGAGAAGGCAACUUUGGACACAGUGCAAAUAGAUGAGAAAAUGACCAAAGAUUUAGCAAUGAUGCUUGGAAAGACUAGCAGGGAAUCAUACGUAACUACAGAGGAAUUUAUUGAUGAAGUUUCUAGGAGGCUCAUGAACGCGGUCGUGAAUGAAAGAAAAAAAAGCUUAUGCAGGCUAUGA